Striga asiatica is the source of this 1660-nucleotide messenger RNA. The record is from the annotation of a GenBank genome assembly. Lineage: Eukaryota; Viridiplantae; Streptophyta; Magnoliopsida; Lamiales; Orobanchaceae.
UGAAUCAAAAAAAGAGUCACAAAUCCAUCUUUCUAACAGCAGUCAUCAAUCACGCAUCAUUUAUUCCUAACCUUCAAUCUCACUUGCAAGCAGAACACUUGUUUCACAUAAAAGGUCACCAUCAGUAUGGACAGCAGUCAUUUUUCUUCGUACUUUGGGCUCGUUCAAGGAGGAGACGAAGAUAAUCAGAGAGUCGAGCUAGCGGCAUUACCCCACAUACCUCAGCCACAGACUCCAAAGGAGCCCAUGGAGUUCUUGUCGAGAUCUUGGACAUUCACUGCCGACCAAAUAUCAGAAGCUCUUGCCACGAAGAACACACUACCUGCUGCGUGUCAACAAAGCGACAAUCCCGAAAACUUUUCCCAACCGCCAAAUCUAUCUGGAACAGUAACGAAAACAUCGAGCAGUGGGGCGACGGCUAUGGGGAGAUUUUUCAAUCACAAAGAAGGAAAUGCCAUGAGAAAAAAAGAUAAAGCUCGGCUGGAGAGUGCACACACGCAUGCUCUCGUCUCUGUUGCUGGCCUUGCAGCUGCAUUGGCUUCUUUUUUUGCCUCGGCCGAUAAAUCCAAGGCCUCGAGCCCAGAAAUGAACACUGCAUUGGCAUCAGCAACAAAGCUCUUGGCCUCUUACUGUAUUGAGCUGGCGGAAUCUGGCGGGGCCCACAGGGAGCACGUGACCUCGGUUGUGAGGUCAGCAGUGCAAAUUCACACAGAAAGUCAUCUCUUGACUUUGACAGCUGCAGCAGCAACUGCUUUGAGAGGAGAAGCUGCUCUGAAAGCAAGAUUACCAAAGGAAGCAAAGAGGAGUGGUGCAGCUGUGAGUCCUUACGAUAAGGUCUUAGCAUAUUCUCCUUCUCAAGCGACUUUUCAAAGUGAAAUCGAGAAAGAGGACCUUCCCUGUGUGGGUGACUUACUACAGCUCACUCAAAAAGGCUUGCUACAAUGGAGAAAUGUCUCUGUCUAUAUCAACAAGGCAUGUGAGGUUACGAUCAAGUUGAGGAGUAAACACAUUGGUGGAGCCUUUUACAGAAAGAACAAAUGCAUUGUUUAUGAAGUCAUUGACGAGAGUGACGAAUGGCCAUUCAGAAAAGGAAGGGAAUAUGUGGAAGUGAACUUCGGGGUGAAAACAUCUCAGGGCUUGCUGGAGUUCAAGUGCAGGAACAAAGUCCAUAAGCAGAAAUGGGUGUGUGCAAUCCGGAAGCUUCUCGAGCGGAACACAAAAUUCGAAGAGGCUAAGGAUGCCCUAAGAAAGUUAAAUAUCAAUAAGAGCAUCUAAUCACACUUUUAUUCGGACAAGUUUUUCUCUGUAAUUGAAGUUCUCUUCACAGUACACAUUGAAUAUACACAGGGAAGUUUUUCAGACCAACAUCAAUCUCUGUGAAGUGUCUGAAACUAAAAACCUAAAAAGUAAAAAAUCAAGUGUGUCAGAAUCUUAGAAUGAGGAGAAGCAAGACUGUUUUUCUUUUCUUUUUUCUUUUCCCUACUUUUUUCACAGGUUAAGACAUUGGCUAUUUGGCUGUACAUUUCUUCCAUGUUGCAAUUUUGUUGUCAAGGUUUUGAUAUUUUCGAAAAAUGCCGUUAAGUUGGUUGUCAUUCAGUCGGAUGAUUCUUUAUUUCCAAUGAUUUUUUUUUUAUUUAAUUUUUCUCUUUUGUGAUUGUUG